Molecule: messenger RNA, 1187 nt
Organism: Zea mays
Lineage: Eukaryota; Viridiplantae; Streptophyta; Magnoliopsida; Poales; Poaceae
Exons: 1
Coding region: 281-931 (216 amino acids)
Source: RefSeq, marked validated
CUCUGCCUGACCUGCCUCGGCGCAGCCCCACGCGACGUACGCCACGGAACGACGCGCCGACCGAGCCAAGCCAGUACUACCACGUCCCCCCAGCCAAACCAAACGCAGGCACGGCACGGCACGGCGCGGUGCUCAUUCGCAUUCCCCAGCCCCACCGAUCGGAUCGGCAAAAUCCCUCCCACCAGCUCCCCACAGAUCCCGGCGUCCCCACCGCACAUCCCUCCCUGCUUCCUUCCCCCAUCGCCCCGGCCGCGGAGGCGGAGCUUCCCCCCACGCCACGAUGGCGGAGUGCCGCAGCCUCAUCGAGUUCCUCCGCGCGUUCGAGCACCACCGCAGGGCGGCCGACAUCUCCGCCUCCGCGUGCUCCCGAUCCAGGCGGGCCGGGGCCUCCUCCGCCGCAGGCGGCUCCUUCUGCGACAGCGCCCCGAUGGCCGUGGUCGACGCGGUCAUGCUCCUCGCCGUCGUCACCGCGCUCGGCUUCCUCCUGAUCCCCUACCUCAAGCUGCUGCUCCUCGAGAUGGGCGCGCUGCUCCACCCCGCCGCGUCCUGCCUCCCGGCCGCCGCCUUCUUCGGGGCCGCCGUCGCCGUCGCCGCGGCCGUCGUCGCCUGGGAGCUGCUGGGCCACCACGCGCGCAAGUGCGGCAAGCCCAGGUGCAGGGGCCUCAAGAAGGCCGUCGAGUUCGACAUCCAGCUGGAGACCGAGGAGUGCGUGCGCGGCCGCCCCGGCCCCGCGGCGCGAUCGGCGCUGCUGGCCGCGGCGGGGGCGCGCCCCGUCGACCUAGGCGACGACCAGCGGGAGCUGGAGGCCGAGCUGCGCAAGAUGGCGCCGCCCAACGGCCGUACCGUCCUCAUCUUCCGCGCCCCCUGCGGCUGCCCCAAGGGCCGCAUGGAGGUCUGGGGCGCCAAGAAGGUGCGCCGGAUCAAGAAGUGAAGGGGGGAACAAGGAUCGGAUGGUUACUUGUUAGUGCAAUAGUACUAGCGCACUCUUGUUCCUACCUCGAUCCUCGUAAGUAGCUACUGCUAGGAAAAAAAAUCCUCAGUAAUAAUAAGUAUAAGUAUAGGGAGACGAAAUAAACGGAACACAGAACCAGUUAUUAUCACAGAUAGCUUAUAUAGACAAUAAUAUACUCCUUGUAUUAUGAACCAGUGGCGAAUUUGGACAGAAAUACAUGCUGUUUACUUGUUCA